Molecule: messenger RNA, 5351 nt
Organism: Callorhinchus milii (elephant shark)
Lineage: Eukaryota; Metazoa; Chordata; Chondrichthyes; Chimaeriformes; Callorhinchidae
Gene: dachd
Product: dachshund d
Exons: 11
Coding region: 40-1917 (625 amino acids)
Source: RefSeq, a predicted model, not a curated record
UCUCUCUCCUCUCUCCUCUCUCUAUAUGCACCAGCGACCAUGGCCGCGCCGGCUGCCCUGAUGCCACCAGCCCCGCUCCCGCAGCCUCCCAGCUCGGCUCCUGCCUCCAGCUCGUCCUCCUCCUCCUCCUCCUCCUCGUCCUCCUCCUCCUCGUCCCCGGCCAUCUCUUGCAUCUCGUCGUCCUCGGCGGUGCCGGGAGGAGCAGCGGGAGGAGCAGCAGCAGCGGUCGGUGUCGGUGCCGCCAGACCGGGACCUGGACCGGGACCGGGACCGGGACCGAGCCUGUACCGGGCUGACGGCAGCUCCAAGCCCGUCUACUCCACGCCGUCCCCGGUGGAGAACACGCCGCAGAACAACGAGUGCAAGAUGGUCGAGCUGAGGGGCGCCAAGGUGGCGUCGUUCACCGUGGACGGGCACGAGCUGAUCUGCCUGCCCCAGGCUUUCGACCUGUUCCUCAAGCACCUGGUCGGGGGUCUGCACACCGUCUACACCAAGCUCAAGAGGCUGGAUAUAACGCCCGUGGUCUGCAACGUGGAGCAGGUCCGCAUCCUGAGGGGGCUCGGCGCCAUCCAGCCCGGGGUCAACCGGUGCAAACUCAUAUCCAGGAAGGACUUCGAGACCCUGUACAACGACUGCACCAACGCCAGCUCCAGACCAGGAAGACCUCCCAAACGAUCCCAGAGUGUUACAUCCCCGGAGAAUUCCCACAUUAUGCCACACAGUGUCCCUGGCUUAAUGUCCCCGGGAAUCAUUCCUCCUACAGGACUCACAGCAGCAGCGGCAGCAGCGGCAGCAGCGGCUACUAAUGCGGCCAUAGCAGAAGCCAUGAAGGCGAAAAAGAUCAAACUGGAGGCCAUGAACAGCUUCCAUGGCAACAGUAACCAGCACAAUGCAGAGUCGGAAAACGGUGACCUGAAUUCCAGCAUUGGGCUCGAGCUUCCUUUCAUGAUGAUGCCCCAUCCACUUAUCCCUGUCAGCCUACCUCCAGCGUCGGUCACCAUGGCAAUGAGUCAGAUGAACCAUCUUAGUACAAUUGCUAAUAUGGCAGCUGCAGCUCAAGUACAGAAUCCUCCCUCCAGAAUGGAAACUUCAGUUAUCAAGGAACGGGUUCCUGACAGCCCUUCACCUGCACCCUCCCUGGAAGAUGGACGAAGGCCAGGGAGCCAUCCUUCUUCCCACCGGAGCAGCAGUGUGUCGAGUUCCCCAGCUCGGACUGAGAGCUCAUCUGAUAGAAUGCCUGUCCAUCAGAAUGGAUUGUCGAUUAACCAAGCCUUGCUUGGCUUGUCUCCGACUAUCUUGCCUGGCCCCAAGGAAGGAGAUCUGGCCAGUCAUGAUGCAGGACAUGAAACUAAAAGGAUGCAUAUUGAAAAAGAUGAUAUUCCAAUCUCAACUCCGACUGCAAGAGACAGCUUUGAGAAGCUAUCCCUGGCAGGACAGCAGUUACCGCCAGGUUUCCCAACUCCUCUCCUCUUCCCUGAUGGACUUUCCUCCAUAGAAACUCUUCUGACAAAUAUUCAGGGGCUGCUGAAGGUUGCCAUUGACAAUGCCAGAGCCCAGGAGAAGCAGGUGCAACUCGAGAAGACAGAGUUAAAGUUGGAAUUAUUCAGGGAGCGGGAGCUGAGGGAAAGCUUGGAGAAGCAGUUGGCUGUGGAGCAAAAAAACAGAGCAAUAAUUCAGAAACGGUUAAAGAAGGAGAAGAAGGCAAAAAGGAAAUUGCAGGAAGCACUUGAAUUUGAGACCAAGCGGCGAGAACAAGCAGAGCAGACAUUGAAACAGGCUGCCUCUACGGACAACCUCCGGGUGCUGAACGAUUCUGUGACCCAAGAGGUGGAAGCUGACCGUAGUGCUGGACGAACAGAUGCUGAAAGGACAAUACAAGAUGGAAGACUGUACCUGAAAACUUCGGUCAUGUACUGAACCAAGUGUUCAGAAAGAAACCACGUGAUGCAAAAAGACACUUAGGACGAAAAAAAAAGUUUAAAAGAUUUUUUAAAAAAGGGCCUCCUGGAACAAGGAGACAACUCUGUUUUUGAAGUAGCUUCUCCCAGUCUGCAUAUCUAUGUUACUUUGUCAUCCAUGAAAUGUUUAAUGUAUUACUACAGCAUUCCUCUCCAGCAACUGAUUUCUACAGCAGAACUCUCUCAAGCAGGCACUGCUGCUGAAUAUGAAGUAACACAACCGGUGUCACAAGUUACCACUGCAUUCAGGCACUCAUUGCUGAUGGGCAUGUUGGAUUCCGAGACUCAGACUUAGACUCUGUACUUCGUUUCCUGGAAGAAAGUGUGACCAUUUGUGACAGUCCUGUCCUGAGCACCUCGUGCAAAAAAAUAAUCAGCAGUUAGUGAAAUGAAGAAGUGAACAAACCCAUUUUUUAAAGAAAAAUAAACACAAUGUUUUUCACUUUGACGCUAUUGCCCUACUCAAACCAGCAAGGAAGCUCUGGAUUUUUCUUUCCUGAUUUUGAUGGAAUUUACUAUAGAUUUGGAUAUGUUGGCAAAUCAAGUAACGUCACACUAAUGUGAUGAUAAAUGGAAGGAGAGAGCUUCUUCAACAGGAGGAGGAGAGAGUGAGAGCUGAAUUGAGUAUUCUGGCAAGGCACACAGAAGCUAAACACAGCAUUACAAUAUUUCUCAGUUUUAGGAUACAGAAUUUAAAUAAAAUGGAAAAAAAAGUGAAUGUAAGUUGUUUCAAAAGUCACAACAAGUAUAAAAACUCAUGUGCUCCACACAGGCAGAGAUUUGUGAAUAAUGUUUGCUUCUUUUAGCCAAGCUGCUGGUCAUGUGUAUAUAAUAUGACACAGGGAGAUAAUGUGUAUGCAGUAGAUUACUAGAAGAAAAAAAUACAGUACUUUCAAAAUUUAGAUGCUGUUAUGUUUUGUCAUUCUGUUUGUUCCGGAAGCCGCAUUUUUAGUUUUAAAGCUCAUUAACUAAGCAUGCAGGCAUGUAAAUAUUUGUUCUCAAGUCACAGUAUUACUGAACAGGAUCCUUGGUGUCUGUCGUGCAACACCGCAGAUUCAGCAUGACAGGUCGGAAGUCCUCUCUGCCUGCCACACGUGAGGAGAGCUUGUCUCUGCUCUCUGAUACAGAACUGAUGAUAUUAAUUAAGAUUUGUGGCAGUGCAGUCAGGCGGAUCAAAACGCUACAAUUUUUUUUAAUUAUUAUUUUCACGUCACCUUGAGGUGUCGCUGUUUAAAAAUAGGAUCUUUACAAAACUUGAUGUAACAGUUGAGAAAACGAACCUAGCUGAGUGGUGAGUUGAAGUCUGUAUUCUCCCUGUGUAAUAGGGAAGGAUGGUUAUGUGUAAUUAUCACUGUCUUUGAUAAACUGUGGUGUUCACCUUUGUACAAAUAAUUGGAAGUAAAUUCCAACACAGUGCUAAUUGGGUAGUGUAGCCUUUUCUGUUAGUUUUGCCUUUGUUCACUGCCAUGGUAACCCUUAAAAGACUGUCCUUGUGAAGGUAGCUGCUGCCAUGGGCAGAACAAGUCCAACCCCAGUUGUACCUUGUCAUAUUCAUAGUAUUUGUGAAUUUAAGAUAACUCAACCCAUUGGAUCAGAUGAGCUGCUGCGUGUCACAAAGCCCUCGGGAUUCUUUCAACUUCAUAGCUAUGUUGGCUCCUCUUAACGGAGGGUCUUGGAUUGAACUGGGCAAUCCAGGUGGAUCCUAAUGGAAUUCUUUGUAAGUCAUUUCUAAAACCAUGGGAACAGAAGAACUGUUGGACUCAAAUUGCCAGGGAACAGGUCACAAAUCUAGGAUUAAACAUCUGAUGUGCACCAGUGAAGGAAAAAUAAACGCUAGAUGUUAUUGUAAAUUUGAUGAGCCAGACUGAGUUUAGCAAUCUGUUUUAUAUGUUUACGAAUACAUAUGUCUGUACAUUUGAAAUGAGCUAAGGCCAGUUUAAAAUGGCCCCGAUCCAGGGAUGUACAUUUGAUAAACAUUGGGUGUCUCACAUUGCAAUCUGGACAGUAACCUGAAGAGGUUCUCAUGAAUCAGCGGGACUUCUGCUCCACAAUUAGAAUGUGCUGGAGUGGAGUUCCUACGGAUUAGUGUGGCUCACUACAGGCUACUGGAAACAGUUGCUAGUUGUGACUCAGAGUUGUAUUUGUCACUGCUGUUACAGAUAUUGGCUUCUAGAUCCCAGGUUAACAUGUAACUCGAUAUGAAGAUCAAUGACUGGGUGGUGACGUUUUUAGCAAAUGUCUGAAAACCAAAAAGACCCAGAUGUAGGAGGGUGGGUUGUAACUGUGUGAGAAACAAAGGCAGUGGUUGGAUCACCAAGUGUUGCCACCUCUCCACUGAUGCAUGCUCCCACCCAGACAUGUCAGGCAGGAUAGGAUAUCUCAAAACUGGCAAUAGGGAGACAAAGGGAGCAGCUUGGUUUUGUCAUUGCUGUGAUGGUCUUGAAAGGGUUACUGUCUAUAUUGAUGUGCGUUUGGGUAAGAAAAAACUUCUCCAUGUGAUCCUUCUGUUUUCAGAGAAGAAACAUUUAAACAGUCUCACCGAGCAUUUGUUGUUCCUCUGCUCCUUGCAUAGAGUCUUUGUUUUAAUGCAGGUCACAACUCGGACAACUAAUAAAAAGGACAAUUUCUUCUCCCCAAAAGGUUAGCACAACAAAUGCCGUGACAAGCAUUUCAAGGAUUAACAACAAUACCGUUUAGACAAUUAAUAUAACCUUAUCUUGCCAAAAUAAAUGGGGCCCAUACUAUUGGUUAAUACAAGAAGUGCCGGGGCUAGCACUUCGACACUUAUUACAACGCCGCCUGUCAUCUUUUGUUGAUCUCUGAAAUGCCAAAUACUUUACAUUUUGAAACAGAGGUGAAAAGGGUAAACGACAAUAGGAAUCGACCAGACCUCUUAAAGUGUCUCGAACGAAAGAAUGCUGCAGAAUACUGUUGCAGGUUUUUAAGCAAAAGUCAUAGGAAGUUGUAUUGUAGGUUGUUACCCCAGUUCUGAUGUUUAUUACGUUCUCUGUUCAUAGACUCUCAGUACAAUACAUUUUCACAUUAUUGUUUAUAUGCUUUUCAUAUUGAACAUAUUAAUGUUUCGGUAUUCUGUAUUAUAACCACAUUUGCGCUCUAUGCAAGCCCUUGGAACACAACACACAUCUUCAACUAGGACAUACGAAAAUUGUCUAUUUUUAUCUAUAUAUUUAAAGUUUUCUAAAAAAAAAGGUUAUUACGAAUUUUGUUGUACAAAAUCUGUACAAAAAAUCUGUUUUUACAUCAUAAUGCAAGAAACUGAGAUUUUUCUAUAGUAGCUUAGUUAUUUGAGCCUGGUUUAAAUGUGAGAACCACGUUUACUGUAUUGUAUUUAAUUUUCUUUCUUUUCAACAAUCUGCUAAUAAAAUUGUCUGA